AUGACGGAGGGUGGAGUAUUCCCCACUGUGGUGUCUCACUGUUUUGACGAUGUUGUGCCAUAUGCCUUGUGGGCCAGAGGAGACCUCCAUCAAGCGACCGAGUAUUUCAUGUCACUUUCACAGAGUUCAACCAAAGAAAGCCUUAAAGGUUUGUACCUCAAUGAGGUGGGCCGUAUGCAUGCCCAGAUUGGUGCCAUGGAAACAGCAGCAAAAUUCUACAGACUGGCUUCUGAUGCUGUGCUAAUGGAUGGCAAGAACAGUGUUUACAGAGACGAAGUCACCACACAAAUGUUGAUGUUGGUUGCUAACCUCUAUGACCAGGGGAUCCUGACACCUCAGAAAGGGAAGCAAUCAGCGCAGGCUUGGAAUGUUGUGAAGACCAAUAAAUACAGCCACAAGGUCGACGGUCUGGAGCGACAUAUUAUUGACACUUAUUUUUGUACUCACUGUGGAUCAGUUCAAGGAAGAGAAUGGUUGGAGCAAGCCAAGCCAAUGUUGAUUGAUCUUUCAACCUCUGACCCUAAACUCCUCUACUACCUCAGCCUGGUUCAUGCCCUGUUAGGGGAGGAAAAGCAGGCACACACAGUCUACUGGGAUUAUGUGAAAGGCAUGGAGGACUCCAUGGCUUCGGAUGGUAGAGCGAUGGUGUCCCUCAGUGGAGAAGGGGCCAAAUGUAACCCCUGGAGACCCUUGGUUACCAUGGUGAAGGAAGUGGACAAUAACGUCCAGUUCCUUCCUGUGUUAUGGAGAAUGCAGCUUCAGCAUCUUAAAGUUUUUCCAGGAUCUGGUCUUGAGAGUGACAUUUGUUCCAAAACACUUGACCUGCACUUUGACAGUAGUGGAGGGCUAACUGGAAACAUGCAUAUGUUGCUGCCUCAAAGACGAAGAGUCAGACUCAACCCUUACACAGGUGCCUUGCAGUUUGAUCAGCACAAUAGUCCGACCAAGGUUCUGACAGCAUGGGAUAGAAAUGGUGAAAAUGAGUCCAUCGCAGCAGCAACCUUUGUGAUACCAACACUGCUAGAGGUCUACAACCAAGAUGGAAUCAAAGUUCACUUCAUGCUCGGGCAAAAAGCAGGGAAUAUGUCUGAUGGGAGUGAUAUGGCAACCCUGAUCUGGACAGGUCCUCACGGACAAAAGGCCUGAUUGAACAUCGUCAAGUUAUUCAGGGAGCACUGCAUCAAGGAGGCUAAAGAAUCCGUGGCAAGAACCUAUGGAUCAAUGUCACCCGAUAACAUUUUACUAAGAGAGGAUGCACAAAAGUUCAUAG
Molecule: messenger RNA, 1270 nt
Organism: Mizuhopecten yessoensis (Yesso scallop)
Lineage: Eukaryota; Metazoa; Mollusca; Bivalvia; Pectinida; Pectinidae
Exons: 10
Coding region: 1-1146 (381 amino acids)
Source: RefSeq, a predicted model, not a curated record